AUGGGACCCCGGCGAACACACACCAAGUCCCGAACGGGGUGUCAGUCGUGCAAAUUACGCAAAGUAAAGCCAGCUAAUCUGGGACUUGAACCGAAUCAAAAGUGCGACGAGGCAAAGCCAAAAUGCCAGAAUUGCGUUCGCCAUGGAGUUGAGUGUAAUUACAAUGCUCCGCCGACUGCAGCAAGCACUCCUACCACGGGCAUUCAUACUGGACUUAGCCCCUUUGUGAGCGAAGCUGCUAGACUGAAUUCUGAUGUCAACGCCCCAUCCAUGGGUAUGGCGGAGAUGGCCUUGCUGCAUCACUAUAGCACCUCGACUUGCUAUACAAUCUCACGACACCCAGUUUUGCAAACCGUAUGGCAAAAUACAGUGCCCACAUUUGGUUUCUCUUACCAGUUCGUUUUCCGCGGGAUUCUGGCGCUGGCGGCCUUACAUCUAGCCCAUCUGAAGCCAGAACUUCAAGACCAGUACGUCGAUGCUGCUGAAUUCCACCACAAUCUAGCCCUGCAGAUGGUUUCAGGCACCAUUCCUCAAAUCAAUGAGGAAAAUGGACCCGCGGUUUAUCUCUUUUCCACAAUCACUUGUAUCAUCGGCUGUGCUUUGCCGCGGAAACGUGAGGAUCUGUGGGUAAGCAACGAUCAAAUCCUACAGUGGCUAUCGUUAUUUCGAGGCACAGUGUCCAUUAUCGCCUCUGUCAACGAAUCGCUCAAAUCCGGUCCUCUUGCGCCCAUGUUCGCGUUGGGACGACGGAGAAGCCGUGCUUGGGAAGCUAGGUCAACCGCUAAUCAGACAUUCCUCAUCAACUUGCGGCGACUCAUAGAGGAGUCAGUUAACGACCCGAUCGAGUUGAAAUGCUACACUGAUGCCAUUGAUGAUUUGGGAAAAUCAUUUGCGACAAUAUUUGAGGUCGGUUCCUCGAAUUGCGAGACAGCGGACAUCUUCAUCUGGCUGCUCCGCAUUACCGAUCAGUUCUUGAAUCAAUUGCGACAGCGAACGCCAGAAGCCCUGGUGAUCUUUGGCUACUAUUGUGUUAUUCUCAAAGAGGUUGAGUGGGCUUGGUGGAUGCAGGGCUUCAGCAUCCACAUAAUUCGUGCGAUACAUCACUAUUUGGAUGAGGAGCACCGCUGCUGGCUGCAGUGGCCUAUGGAACAGCUCGGUUGGGUUCCUUGA
Molecule: messenger RNA, 1170 nt
Organism: Penicillium cataractarum
Lineage: Eukaryota; Fungi; Ascomycota; Eurotiomycetes; Eurotiales; Aspergillaceae
Product: Zn(II)2Cys6 transcription factor domain-containing protein
Exons: 2
Coding region: 1-1170 (389 amino acids)
Biological process (GO): regulation of transcription by RNA polymerase II
Molecular function (GO): DNA-binding transcription factor activity, RNA polymerase II-specific; zinc ion binding
Source: RefSeq, a predicted model, not a curated record